Messenger RNA from Mirounga angustirostris (Northern elephant seal), 755 nucleotides. RefSeq names its product retinol binding protein 2 (gene RBP2). The transcript has 4 exons. The record is from RefSeq and is a predicted model, not a curated record. Gene Ontology annotation, molecular function: fatty acid binding. Lineage: Eukaryota; Metazoa; Chordata; Mammalia; Carnivora; Phocidae. Gene Ontology annotation, biological process: fatty acid transport. Bases 117 to 521 code for a protein of 134 amino acids. Gene Ontology annotation, cellular component: cytosol; nucleus.
AUCUCAAAGCCAUAAACCUGGUCCACUGUACUAUAAAAGUAGCUCAUUUCAACAUGUUCUCCCCGCAGCCUCCUUGACAUUCAACACUCACCCACACUGAACCAGAGGCUAUCACCAUGACGAGGGACCAGAAUGGAACCUGGGAGAUGGAGAGUAAUGACAACUUUGAAGGCUACAUGAAGGCCCUAGAUAUUGAUUUUGCCACCCGCAAGAUCGCAAUCCAUCUGACUCAGACAAAGAUUAUUAAUCAAGAUGGCGAUAACUUCAAGACAAAAACCAACAGCACGUUCCGCAACUAUGAGCUGGAUUUCACUGUUGGAGUGGAGUUUGAGGAGUACACGAAGGGCCUGGAUAACCGGACUGUUAAGACACUGGUCACCUGGGAAGGUGAUGUCCUCGUGUGCGUGCAGAAGGGGGAGAAGCAGAACCGUGGUUGGAGGCAGUGGGUUGAAGGGGACAAGCUGCACCUGGAUCUGACCUGUGGUGACCAGGUGUGCCAUCAAGUGUUCAAGAAGAAGUGAUGGCCACAAGGGGCCCGCGAAGCCUGGGCUCCACACUCACCACCAGGGGUUCUCUGCGGCCUUUGGGAAGCAGCCGGUGGGGGGACCCUCCCACUCCUGACAGAGCCCAUUAAGACAUCUGUAUGGAUUUUAAAUAGAAUGAGUGUGUGACAGUUGACAGACCUAUUCUUCCUUCUCUGAAACCUGGCAUUAAAUGAAAAAACAAGAAUCACUCCCAUACUUUGAAACCCUUUA